This is a messenger RNA of Penicillium psychrosexuale, 231 nucleotides long. RefSeq lists its product as uncharacterized. NCBI's taxonomy places the organism in Eukaryota, Fungi, Ascomycota, Eurotiomycetes, Eurotiales, Aspergillaceae. The record is from RefSeq and is a predicted model, not a curated record. The transcript has a single exon. Bases 1 to 231 code for a protein of 76 amino acids.
AUGCUAGACGUCCCAGCGCCAAACAAGCGGUCGGAUUUGAGGGCCGGAUACUCGAUCUCGGUGGUCGCUUCGGAAGGGCAGAAAUGGAACGAAUUUAGGUCCUCAGUGCGUGAGUUGACAUGGUUUGGUUCGGCGUUGCCGAUGUUAUCGCAGCGCUUGGGAUUGCAGAACAGACUGAAAUCGCGCGACGGGCUGGUACAAGGCCAAGACAAUCUCAAGAUGAUUGACUGA